AUGGCAAACUGGAUUGUGACGCCAGGCCUGUGUGACAGCUCCUUCACCAUUCACACACAGGAGCACAAAGCAGAGCCCCGAACCUCCCCUCAGCCUUUGCUGUGGGUGGUGUGCUGGGCUCAGACCCGUUACAAAAUGAGGUUCACAAAGAUUUUAAGGAUACGACGGCACGUGGCUCCGAGUAGCAAUGGGAACAUGAUGAGUACCAUGGUUGAGCUGUCCACUCCACUGGCCCCUCUGAGCACUGACAUGGACUUGUGCUGGCUGCUGUUGUAG
Knipowitschia caucasica is the source of this 276-nucleotide messenger RNA. The record is from the annotation of a GenBank genome assembly. NCBI's taxonomy places the organism in Eukaryota, Metazoa, Chordata, Actinopteri, Gobiiformes, Gobiidae.